AUGUCCAUCUGCAUGCCAGCGAGGGAGGGGCAGCAGGCAGACCUCGAGACGAUUGGGCAGAAACUGGCCCAGAACGCGUCUUGGGACCCGGACUCGGAAGAUACGAACUCCCAGAAGUUCGUAUCCGGGUCGCCCUCCGGACCUGGGCCCCGCGCCCGCGCGGGGGCCGCUGGCGCCCUCGCGCCGCUGCCCGCGGGCCUCGGGCACGAUUUCGAGGCCGCCGACGAGCUCCGGAGGCAGCUGGCCCAGCUCGGCGUGGAGCUCUUCGAGCAGGAGGUGCCGAGGCUGUGGCGGACUGCGAACGGGAUGCUGGGCGUGAUCUUCCCUGGGCAGGAGGCCUGCACUUGCCCCGGCCUGGGGGCGCUGGCCCUGCAGCGCUCCCGGGGGCACGUCCUCGAGUCGAGCCUGGCCGCCUGGCACCCGCAGGGGCGCUGCCCCGCGACGGAGUCGCUGCUGUUCCCGGGCCUGACCGUGGCGAGCCCGCGGCGCUCGGGCGGCGGCCGCGCCGGCGGCGGCGGGAAGGCGGCGCCCAGGUGCAGUGCCGUGGGCGGCAGACAGGGCGACACAGGCCGUCUCAUGGGCUCCAGGCCUUUUCAGAUUCGCCUCGCGAUCCAGCCAGCAACGCACAGGCGCGGCUGUUCCUUCGCCAGGCUGCACAGGCUGAACCCAGUAGAGCGCCAUCUGCUCGCGGAGUCGCAGCGCGGCUUCCGCGCACCGGCGCCGGCCGAUGCAAGGCAGUCACCUCUGCCCGCCGCCUGCCGUCCGUGUGGCCCGGAUAUCAUGGCGGGCUUGCUGGGGCCAGCGCUGGAGCCCUUCAUCACCGACGCCGGCGACGAGGUGCUGACCAAGAGGCGCGGCGCCAAGGAGGACGCGGACCGUGCUCCGAGGGAGAGCCUCGAUUGCCCUGCGGACCUCUCCGGGGACGGGAAGGCAGAUCACCCGCAUGGGCGCGAACAUGGCAGUGAUUCGCCCUUCGCGGUCUGGCCAGAGAAGCUGGACGCGAGUGAGGGGGAGGCGGAGGAGUCAUUGGAGUUGGAGAAGGCUGCCCACACCCCGUGGCGAGAGGUGCCAUAUAAGCUCUACGAUGAGGCGGAGGCCAUUCGAGUGAAGUCGCCACCGCCGAGUGCACGCCAGCAAGCUCAGGAGCCGGGCGUGGCCUCGCUGCUGCAGCGCGCCCUCACGGACGCGGGUGCGGAGGCGGAGAAGCACAUCAAGACACCGUACGCGAUAGAUUCGCUCCUCUUCCCAGGCCUGUACAUCGACGAGAGCCUGAAGCGGAAGAAGAGCCACAAUCAGAGCCGAGGUGCGGACCGCAAGGCCAGCCAGUACUGCAGCUGCGACACGCCCACCACCGCCCCGGCCAGCAGCGCCACGGGGUGCGACGCCGCCCUGGCCCUCCACGGCGGAUCCGCAGGCGGGGCGCAGCCGGUGCUCUGAGGCUCCGGCCAUGGGCGGGUUUUGGCCGCCGCUGGCGAUCGGACGUGCGACCGUUGGCCGUCGUCGGCGCGGCUCUGCCUUCUCUCCCAAAGGUGGAGGGGGCACGCCCCCCUCACCUCCGCCAACAACUGCCCACCACUCACCAGGAGAGAGCUUCGCAUCACGUGGCGCAUUCCCUGAGCCCGAUUGCUGGAGGGGCGGCCUCGCCAGCUGCCCCCCCGCUGGCCCUGCCAGCCUGGCCCCUGCUUGGGGGGCUGGGCAGAGGGGCGCGCCCUCGCGGGCUGGAGGAGGGG
This is a messenger RNA of Prorocentrum cordatum, 1730 nucleotides long. The record is from the annotation of a GenBank genome assembly. Lineage: Eukaryota; Dinophyceae; Prorocentrales; Prorocentraceae.